Molecule: messenger RNA, 2005 nt
Organism: Carassius auratus (goldfish)
Lineage: Eukaryota; Metazoa; Chordata; Actinopteri; Cypriniformes; Cyprinidae
Product: zinc finger protein 501-like
Exons: 3
Coding region: 371-1402 (343 amino acids)
Biological process (GO): regulation of transcription by RNA polymerase II
Molecular function (GO): RNA polymerase II cis-regulatory region sequence-specific DNA binding; DNA-binding transcription factor activity, RNA polymerase II-specific
Source: RefSeq, a predicted model, not a curated record
GCGCUGUAGCUUAAGAGUGAGCUUUGUAUGCAGAGAAGAGGUUAAUUUCCGCAGAAGAAGCGAUCUCUCGAGAGAAAGAAAGAUGUAUGACUAAAGUGUGGUCACUAAGCUAAGUUUAAGAGAGAUAAGAUAAACAGAAAGAAGAAGGAAAAAGACUGAAACCAAUUCCUCUCUCGGUACCGAGCCAACGAGUGAAGCUCCUCCCACAGGAAUCACAUCAUCAGUGAAGCUCCUCCCACAGGAAUCACAUCAUCAGUGAAGCUCCUCCCACAGUAGUUCACCAAUAAAUGCUGGAACAUCUCAUCAGUUCAGAAGAGAAGAAGAGCUGAAAUCUGUCAAGUCUGAGUUUAUUGAAGAGGACAGAGAGAAGAUGAGAGAUCAAGAAGCCUCAACCCUCAGAAUCAAACACACUGAAGAUACUGAACAAACAGAGCUGAUCGAAGAGAACCAGGAGCGUGAAGAAUUGAGUGAAGUUGAGGAGAAAAAUCAUGUCAAAACCAGAGAAAAAUUUCUGAGUUGCCCUCAAACCAAACAGAAAGAUUUAAAGAAAAGAAGAGCCAAGAAAUCUUUCACCUGCACUCAGUGUCCAAAGAGUUUCACAAGCAAAUCUUAUCUUGAUAUUCACAUGAGAGUUCACACUAGAGAGAGACCAUACACAUGUGAUCAGUGCGGCAAGAGUUUCUCUAAAAAAAAAUACCUUCCAUUGCACAUGAACAUCCACACUGGAGAGAAACCGUACACGUGUGAUCAGUGCGGGAAGUGUUUCACACAAUCAACAAACCUUAAUAGUCACAUGAAGAUCCACACAAGAGAGAAACCGUACACUUGUGAUCAAUGUGGGAAGAGUUUCACACAAUCAACAAACCUUAAGAGACACAUGAAGAUCCACACAAGAGAGAAACUGUACUCAUGUGAUCAGUGCGGGCAAACAUUUUUGUGGGCUUCAAACCUGAAAAGACACCUGAGAGUUCAUACACAGGAGAAGCCAUAUUCGUGUGAUUUGUGUGGAAAGAGUUUUACAUUGCUACAAAGUUUGAAACAACAUCAGAAACUUCAUACUGGUGUGAAAGAGUACAUGUGCUUUGAGUGUGAAAAGACUUUUAUUUCAGCGGGCAAUUUAAAACAGCAUGAGAUGAUUCACACUGGAGAGAAACCUUACAAGUGUUCACACUGUGACAAGAGAUUCAGUCGGUCAGGAGACCUGAAAACACAUGAGAUGAUUCACACUGGAGAGAAACCUUACAAGUGUUCACACUGUGACAAGAGAUUCAAUCAGUCUUCAUACCUGAAAAUACAUGAGAGGAUCCACACUGGAGAGAAACCUUACAAGUGUUCACACUGUGACAAGAGAUUCACUCAUGCAGUAAGUCUGAAAAUACACGAGAGGAUCCACACGGGAUAGAAACCGUAUCACUGCACUGCAUGUGGGAAGUGUUUCAAUGAUUCAUCUGCUCUACACAGUCAUACAAAAAACAUUCACAGUAAGUAGAUAAUCUUCAGAUCCUGCACUUUCAGAUCUAAUGCUGCAAUAAUGCUGCAAGCAAUAAAAUAUCACCUGGAUAAAUCUGUCCUAAUCAGACAUUACAAGCAACAUGACAGAAACAAGUUUUCACAGUUAAUAAAGUUCAUCUUCAUCUUCAAAAGCAGCAGAUUCAACUGAGAUUCAGAUCAACUCAAAGAUGGAGUUUCUACCCAAAGAACAAUGUCGAAAUGUUUUAUUAUUGUAUAUCAUUUUGCUUCAUGAUAUAAAUGUUAUACUUGUAAUUUUAUAUGAGUUUCAUGUUACCGUAAUUCCUCAAAUAAAAACCGGUAGUCAAAUAAACGGCGGGCCUCUUAUAGUGGCCGGGGGCGUGGUAACACGGACAAAUUAAGGCCGGGGGGAAAUUUGUGCAGCAGAGCCAGAUAACGAACGUACACGCCCACUGCCGGAGCGUUUCUCGCUCUCGAGUCAAGAACCGGUUGCAUCGGUUUUCGGAUCACCAGUACACUGAACCGAGAAGCAUUU